This is a messenger RNA of Cladocopium goreaui, 381 nucleotides long. The record is from the annotation of a GenBank genome assembly. Lineage: Eukaryota; Dinophyceae; Suessiales; Symbiodiniaceae.
AUGGCGGAUCCAGAUGCCUUGCCAUUUCCACUGGCUGCAGGAUAUGCCACCUUGGCCUUGAACGGAGCCAAGGGUGGAGCUACGAAAUAUUUGUGCUUGCAAUACUUGAACUAUGCUCGCUGGACGUCCCAGCAAUUCAGCUGCAACCUUCCCACAUCCCAUGUCGAGCAAGCAUCGCGGAUUAAACACAAAAGCUCAAGCACAGUUUGCAAAGGCCUUGCAGAGUAUUGCGACUCUGGAGCUAGUUUCAUCGAUACCAUUCCCGGGAGGGCUACAGAUCAUGACCAGCCUCCAUCUCAAAUCACCAUCGGGACGCUGGACACCACUGGGGUUUCUCAAGUUUUGGCGCCCUGCGGCAGCUCGGCGCAACGCCGAACCUGA